Molecule: messenger RNA, 3444 nt
Organism: Caretta caretta (loggerhead turtle)
Lineage: Eukaryota; Metazoa; Chordata; Testudines; Cheloniidae
Gene: C25H19orf44
Product: chromosome 25 C19orf44 homolog
Source: RefSeq, a predicted model, not a curated record
UACGGUAGCGGCGCCCGUGGGCGGGCUGGCCAAUCAGGGGUCGGUGCACCGCGGGCCGGCGUUGCCGGGAUGCCGAAGGAAUACGGGCAAGGCUGGAGUGCGGAGCUGUGGCCCUGGCCGGGCCGCUGGCGGGCGCGGAGCCCACCCCGUCCUCUCUAGGCCAGGGACGCAGGCCGCGGGAGCCGGGAGACUCGGUGCCGCCUCCAGCAGCCUGGGCCCGCGGGGCAGCCGCCGGGAUGCGGAGGGAAGCGCUGCGCUCACCCGACCUCAGCCCCUGGGCGGGGCGGCAGAGCGGCACACUGCAUGGAUGUCUUCAGAGAACUAUCCACGGUCUCUUUCCUGAUUAGCUGUAGCUAAAUUAGCCCCCAUGAUAUUGUAUGUAUAGGUGGGGUUAUUUUUUCCAAUGUGCAUUACUUUACAUUUAUCCACAUUAAAUUUCAUUUGCUAUUUUGUUGCCCAAUCACUUAAUUUUGUGAGAUCUUUUUGAAGCUCUUCACAGUCUGCUUUGGUCUUAACUAUCUCGAGCAGUUUAGUAUCGUCUACAAACUUUGCCACCUCACUGUUUACCCCAUUCUCCAGAUCAUUUAUGAAUAAGUUGAAUAGGAUUAGUCCUAGGACUCAUCUUUGGGAAUCACCACUAGUUACCCCUCUCCAUUCUGAAAAUUUACCAUUUAUUCCUACCUUUUGUUCAUCCUCCUCCUUUUGUAAUUCUUCCACAGGGACACAUGGAUUCUCACCUUAAAAAACUUACCAUGUCCAAACAUAGUAGUGCCCCUACUGACUCUAACAGUACCCUUUCUAUAGGCAACACAGAAAGGGUGGAAACUGACAAAAACAAAGACCUUAAAAGGGAGAGCCUCGUGGAAACUCAGUUUAGUCACAGCAGAUUCCUAAAGAAAAAGCAGCAUGCACAAAGAAACCAGCUGAACCAGAAUACUUGUGCCAUGCAGGAGGGGAACAAGCAUGUUGCAAAAAAAACUCUGGAUACAGCCUCAAAGGUGAGGUCAAGUGCCGUUCUGAGAAAGCUAGCACAGAUAGAAAGCAAGAUCAUGACCCGAAAGGUGCAGAUGGAUUUUUCUGAUACUGGAUUGGACCCGAAGAUUUCGGAUGAAAAGAACUUAUCAGCCAGAUCCAGCCUGGAGGAGAGUGCAAGAGGUAGCAGGUAUCUGAAGAAAAAUGACACAGUCAAGGAAAAUGUGACAUUGAGUAAAGCCCAUUUCAAGGAGAAAAGUAGCUGCCAGACAACAAAAAACAAAGUGCCAAUUAGAAAACAACGUGGUCUAGAUAGUGAUGAAGAGGAAAUGAGACAAUUACUAGGGAGCUCUUUGGAGUUUUCCAGUGAAAAUGAGAACCAGAAGGAUGUCACCAAUUUUUCUAAACCUGACAGAAAGUUAUUCAUGAAGUCCAAGAUGAAGAGUCCACCAAGAACAUCUUUUCCACCCAAAAAACAGUCUUUGACAAAUCUAUUUAGUGUUCCUUCACUACUUAGCAGAAGUUCUCAGAAAAGAACCUCUGAUAGAAUUAAUCCACAAACUCCCUCUCCACCAAGUAGAAACUUGCAAAGACCAACUAGUAUGUCUUUUCAAUUGCCAACUUCAAUAAAAGACAGCUUUGCAGAGACCACUUCACCUAGAACGAACCACAUCAAACAAAGUCAGGUGUCCUUGUCUGAAAGGAGUGAAAUCAAGUCUUUGGAUGAGUUGUUUUCAAAAGCAGCAGAUACAGAAAAUGCAACCAGUGACAGUUCCAAUGACUUCAGAUUAAAUAUUUUGAGCAUUGAUGACUUGGAUCCAAAUGUUUCUGGUGAUAGAGAAACAUUAAAACAAAUGGAGACAGACAUUCAAAUAAAAAAAAAAUCAAACAAGGACUCAGAACCAAUUGUGUUUCCUGUGAAUAAUAAUGACCAAACCCCCCUUAAAGUGGUGAGUGUCCUAACUAGUACUAAUGCUGCUUCUAACAAUGAUAUGGAAGGGGAAAUCAUGACUGAAGCUGAAAUCUCUGAGGUUUUAAGUGGAAUUUCUACAGACUAUUUUAGCGUUAGACAAGUGUUUCCAGGACCUGAGGAGAGCACUGUUAAUUCAGAAUAUUCUGAAGACUUUGAAAAAUCUCUGUCUCUACCAGUAUCUGAGACUACAGACAAAAAAUCCUUGUCUGAAAUGACAGUGGGGCAGUCUAACAGCUCUAUGUAUUCCAGAAAAGACCUUUCUCCCUCACUCUCAUCGCCUCAGUCUAACAAAAAAUGGCAUGAGACAGUAAGCAGAGUGACUGUGAAAGAGAUGGCUGUGCAGACAACUGAUUCUCCAUUCUCCUAUCACUGGUCAAAGAGGGAUGGCACAGCAAUCCUUGGCCCAGCUCUAGGAUGCAGUUAUAUUGAUCCGGUACCUAUUGCCAGUCACGUUGUCACCAUGGAUGCCAUGGAAGCCCUGACAGCAUACAGUCCUGCAGUGUUUGCUUUGAAUGACUUGUUAAAACAGCACUUGAUACUGACCCAGCACUUCGUGGAGACCAUCCACCAUCUUCAUACAUCACUUGUGGAGUCAUUGGAGAAUGAGACAUUUCAAUAUCACACACUGGCAGAAGCUAAGGAGUACAUCAAGAGUCACAAAUCCCCACCUCUGACAAUUGAGAAAGCAUUGGAAGAAGUUCAGAAAAUGAAAGAGCAGUAGCUGCUUUGAGCGUACCAUAAUGAAUAACCAGAUUUACUUUCACAAGUGGGAUUUUCAGUUGCAAGUCUCAAACUGAAAUAAGAUUUUCAACUGUUGUAGAAAAGGCAGAUACUGCUACUGAAUUGAUUUUGCAUGUGGUAAGAAUUCAUGCCAUCUGUAAACUUUAUCCUUAUGUACAUGCUCUUCAGGAACAAGAAAGUAGCCUAUCACUACAGCAAAUAUUAGUUUUAACUACCUACAUGUCUUCAGUGGUAAGUUAGACUUAAAAUGUGCUAAGUAAGAAACAGCACAUUAAACCUAGCAAGCAAAGAAACAAAGGAUUAUAUGUAGUGUUUGUUGCAUUAUAAAUCAGAACUUGACCUGCAUAUUUAACAUAGUGGUGAUAUGGUUAAAAAAAAAAGCAAACCUCCAUUAUUGUUCAGGUGAGGAGUCCAAAAGUGAAAGAAUAUCAAUCAUAUUAAGUUAGUGCACUGCUUCAUUUCAAACUGUGUAUGGAUAUAAUUUUGUCUUCAAGUUGUUAUAGAAAAAAUUUUCAGAACACCUACUCUUAAAAAUAAAGGUGAAUUCCAGACAAGUUAAGAAGAAACUACUUUAUCUAGGUAAGGACAACCCACUUACUUUGGAAAAACAAGCUAAAGGCAAUUUUAUAAAAGUGUUUAUUUGAAGGCAAAACAGUAAAAUUCACAAGUUGGUAACAUACAUGUCUUUUGCUGAUUCACAGACAGUUACAGUUUCACAGCUACAAUAAAUCUAAAACAAGUUGAUUUACCAUAUUGGA